AUGAAAAUCGGUGGCAAGAUCUCGCCAAAGGUGCCGGCAUCGUCUCCGAAGAGUGUACAUCAAAAACAGUUCCAAGGGCCAGUCUUGAUAGGCGUUGUUAGUAUUAUUCUAAUAAUCGUGAUUGGAUUUCUUAUAUUCUGGCUAUGUAAAAGUGCGAAGAAAAUGAAGGGAUAUCUCAUCAAAGUGCGAUCUCAACGCGAAAGCAACGUGUAG
Molecule: messenger RNA, 213 nt
Organism: Bipolaris zeicola 26-R-13
Lineage: Eukaryota; Fungi; Ascomycota; Dothideomycetes; Pleosporales; Pleosporaceae
Exons: 1
Coding region: 1-213 (70 amino acids)
Source: RefSeq, a predicted model, not a curated record